This is a messenger RNA of Cantharellus anzutake, 959 nucleotides long. Its product is annotated as complex I intermediate-associated protein CIA30. Lineage: Eukaryota; Fungi; Basidiomycota; Agaricomycetes; Cantharellales; Hydnaceae. The record is from RefSeq and is a predicted model, not a curated record. Gene Ontology annotation, biological process: mitochondrial respiratory chain complex I assembly; mitochondrial electron transport, NADH to ubiquinone. Gene Ontology annotation, cellular component: mitochondrion. The coding region runs from base 42 to 791 and encodes 249 amino acids. The transcript has 5 exons.
CUCGCAGACGCAGGCAACUUUUGGUGACUCCAGUUACAAUCAUGUCCACGCCGUGGAGAUCGUUCAUUGAACGCUCAGCCCGUGUGCUUCGGGACAAUUCGGCAAGUGUUAUCAGCAUGUCGGGAGCUUUCCGGUCUGGAGAACCCAAACUUUUGUUUAGGUAUCGUUCUCCACAAGAGAUAGGUCAGCAUGUUACUGGGUGUGAUUCAGACCUUGGCGGUUCUUCGACUGCAAUGCUCGAUAUCUCGCCGGAAGAUGGGAGAGGGAGGUUCUCUGGAGUUGUAAGCACGAACGUGCCGAGACUGAAAGAUGGGUCGGUUGUCGGUGGAUAUGCUGGCUUCCGAAAUAGAGCUCGGACUUCAUUAUUUGGGGCCAUUACUGAUGACCUCGAGCUCCACAACUACCUUGCCCUGCGUGUAAGGGCAGCCGGAGACCCUCGAACGCGGACCGCAUAUUUUGUGAAUGUUCAAACCGAAGGUCCGGAUCCUCCAGACUUGUGGCAGCAUCGCUUGUACCUCAAUAAAGAAGAUCAAUCACCCAACGGCGUAUGGGAGACAGUUUUGAUACCGUUCAACUCGUUUGAACUCGCCAGUGUGGAUGAUGCGCCGAGCGGGCAGAACAUGUCUCGUCAUAGGAUACGGUCCAUUGGCAUUUCGGUCUUGGGUGGUAGGGCAAAAAUUUCAGGGACCUAUGAGCUAGGAAUCGACUAUAUCGCGGCUAUUAACGAGCCUGAGGAUGCUUCCCGCCUUGAUGCACUUGCGGAUGGUGGUGAGCCUUCGGGGGCCUCAUGACACCCAUAUAUCGCUCCCUUGUUCCACGCUCAAAGCAGUCACUCCCAGCACUACUCGAGCCGUAUUUGAAGUGUCCACUCCUGUGUAAUAUGGCGUGAGCCUCUCAACAUGCAACCAUGCUAGUCUUCUGUAUCAGAAUAAAAUUGUCAGACUCGUCUAGAAUUAUUU